This is a messenger RNA of Filobasidium floriforme, 1326 nucleotides long. RefSeq names its product putative endo-1,3(4)-beta-glucanase. The coding region runs from base 1 to 1326 and encodes 441 amino acids. NCBI's taxonomy places the organism in Eukaryota, Fungi, Basidiomycota, Tremellomycetes, Filobasidiales, Filobasidiaceae. The transcript is spliced from 5 exons. Gene Ontology annotation, biological process: glucan catabolic process. Gene Ontology annotation, molecular function: hydrolase activity, hydrolyzing O-glycosyl compounds. The record is from RefSeq and is a predicted model, not a curated record.
AUGGUCUGGCCGCUCGACACGCCCACUGCCGUCGCCGACGCCGCUAGGUCCCUGAUCCCGGACCUCGAAAAGAUUCGACGGGGUGCCGACGACAUUCUCGCCAGGAGCUCGGUCGCCUCAGGAUCGAAGCAAAAGACGAAGCGACGGGUCAAGAAGAGGAAGAACACGUGUGUGCCCCAGGUCGGGUUCAACGUCACCAACCCUACUUCGCCGGGUUCGUCUUCUUCGGCUUGGGCCACCUCUACCGCCACUGCGACUGCGACUGCCACUCAGUCCGACAGUCAGAGCAAGAUCGGCAACGAGCACAUCGCCACCGGGUCUGCCACGUCGACCGCCUGGAGCUCGGCUAGUAGUGCGGCUCAGUCUUCAUCGGUCCCCAACCAGCAGUACAACUCGCUCUGGAACCUAGAGGAGACGUGGAGCGGUAACUCGUUCUUUGACCACUGGGAUUUCUGGAACCACAACGAUCCCACGCACGGAGUUGUCAACUACGUCGAUGCCGGUACUGCCUGGAACGAAGGCCUCGUCUCGAUCAACGACAAGGGUAACGCCAUCAUGAAGGUGGACACCACUCAAUGGAUUAGCGGCAACCGUAAAUCCGUCCGACUUCACGGCAAGCUCGUGUUCACCGGAGGUCUCGUCUUGAUGGACGCCGUCCACAUGCCCGUCGGUUGCGCCACCUGGCCCGCUUGGUGGCAGAACGGUCCCAACUGGCCGAUCGGUGGAGAGAUCGACAUCCUCGAGGGUGUCAACAACUUCAAGAUCAACCAGGUCUCUGUGCAUACGGAUAACGGGUGCACCAUGCCCGACAACCAAAAGCAUACGGGGUACUUGACCACGGGGAACUUUGACAACCGAAACUGUGCUUCGUACGCUACCAGCAACCAGGGUUGUGGUGUGCGAGACGCCGAUCAGACCGCUUACGGUGACGGAUUCAACAACAUCGGAGGUGGUGUCUAUGCCAUGAAAUGGGACAAGUAUGGUAUCAACGUCUGGUGGUUCAACCGUAACAACAUCCCCGCCGAUAUCACCGCCGAGCAGCCCAUGCCCGACCAGUGGGGUCUUCCCAUGGCCAACUUCCCUUCGACCCAGUGCGACCCUUACAAGUACUUUUACGACAACAUCAACAUCUUUACCAGCACCCUCUGCGGAGACUGGGCCGGUGGGAUUUGGAACUACGCGGAUGCCGGCGAGACCGAGACUUGCGCCCAGAAGACCGGGUACGCCAGCUGCGAGGAUUACGUCAGGAACAACGGAGACAAGUUCCAGAACGCCUACUGGGAGGUCGCCUACGUCAAGUACUUCAACUCGACGACCGAGCUAUAA